AUGCGCGUACCUGAGUCUAUCAAGACUGUCUUUGACACUUUCCCUCUCAAGACAUUUCCUGCGGUUCCUGUGGGAUCUCCAGACCAAACUCAAGCGGUCGAAGAUCAAAAAUUUUACUUUCGUGGAGAACCAUCCAAAGAUGGAAAUAGUUUUAUUCUUGGGGUACAUAGCAUAUUACCAAUCGAAGUAGAUGGAAUCACUAAAUAUAUACCGUCCGAUCCGAUUUCAUUGGCUAAAUGUUUAUCGACUUGUCAUAAAAAUAAUUUAAAGUUGCCCAUUAGUGGAGAUGAGAAAUCUGGUGAAUCGAGCAAUUGUAUGAUGGCAUUUGCUCACCAAGCUUCCCCGGAUCAAGAACUUCCACUACUUAUACAUGACUCUAAUGGUAGGGAUAGAACUUUCAUAACUUCAAGAUCAAUGAGUAGUAUUUCCAUUAAAAAGGUGACCAGUGUUACUGCGCAAGUGGUACUCGAAAUGAUUGAAACAAAGUUAUAUGACCUAUGGAUACUGUGUCUUUUAGUUGAGGCAGACGAAACUUCCUUAAAUAAAAUUUUCCGACUUAACUCACAACUGUCUUGGACAAGUCAAUUAUAUACUGUGGCACUCUUUCAAGAGAUUCCACUGUGGAGAAACUUCAAUAUUAGACAUUCCAAUUUAUUCACUACUUCUAGGGUGAAAAAGUUAGCACAAGGUUCGAGUAUGGCCUCCACGUUUGGAUCUACUUUAUCUGCAUUAAGAACAAAUGUGAGUUUAGAUCACUUUUAUAAAGAUCAACUUAUAGAAUUUGAAGCCAUAUUACAAAGCUUGACUGAUUUCAUAGAGAAUAAUGAGGAUGAAGACCCAGUAGUAGAAAUAGAAGUGGCUGCAUUCUUGAUCCUGGUAGACCAGACUUUGAAAGAUACGAAAUUAGGGAAAUUGAUCCAAACCUCACUUUUAGAUCGUUGCUACUUACUUUUAUCUAAAUAUUAA
Messenger RNA from [Candida] anglica, 966 nucleotides. The record is from the annotation of a GenBank genome assembly. Lineage: Eukaryota; Fungi; Ascomycota; Pichiomycetes; Serinales; Debaryomycetaceae.